Messenger RNA from Chanos chanos (milkfish), 2988 nucleotides. RefSeq lists its product as uncharacterized. The coding region runs from base 1 to 2988 and encodes 995 amino acids. Lineage: Eukaryota; Metazoa; Chordata; Actinopteri; Gonorynchiformes; Chanidae. The record is from RefSeq and is a predicted model, not a curated record. Gene Ontology annotation, cellular component: cytoplasm. Gene Ontology annotation, biological process: negative regulation of nodal signaling pathway. The transcript has 4 exons.
AUGCCCGGACGCCGUAGCUAUGUGAACUCCCUCUGGACAGGGAGUGAGCGAGUUCGUAUAGGAGAACGACUGAAAGCGACAUUGGCCGGUAUUAUGGAAUUGGACUUGCUCAGGUCCCGACAGCUGGAGAUGGUCGAUGGGAUUCUGGCUGGCAAUGGAAUGACCCCUGUAACCACCGAUCUACCAGAGAGAAAUCUUGAGAGUACAACCGCCGAAGGUGCCGCAGCAUCCCUCAGGCAACAGGUUCCAUCUCCCAGUGAACUGGUACCGGCCAGCACAGGAGAGGGGCUCAGUUCUCGAUGGUCUACACUGUCCUGGGAUAUCCCAUCAGAACUCCUUUCCCCAGCAACACCAGAACCAAUUGCUACCACACCGCAAGACUGGGACUCUAGGCCCAGCUCAGGUUUCUAUUCUGUCAGUGGGAGUUCCCUGUCGGACUCCUGUUUCUCAGUGUCCAGUGAGGCAGCUCCUGGAGGGUCAGUGAAAAUGGGGGGAACAGGAAGGCCUCAUUCACUAGACCACGGUGCUACACAGUGGAGGGAGACUGAACAGCAGAGUGCUCAGAGCCCAGAGGCGACUGUAGAGAAGGCUGAUAAUAGAAGACCUGCCUCUACAGGCGAUCUGGACAUCAGCGGCCUAAUGUUUCUGACAGAUUUUUUCUCCACUUUGUGUGGAACCCAGCAGGGAUCACUUCUGUCACCUUCCAGUUCAUUCCUUACCAACCGGCAAAUCCAGCUGGACCCCAAAUUCUGCACUGACCUGGUCUCUCGCAAGACCAAAGAAGUGUACCCUUACCCCAGCCCGUUACAUGCUGUGGCACUCCAAAGCCCGCUCUUCACUUCCUGUCAGGACCCCUCCCCGCCCCGCCUUUCUCCGAGCCCUGAGAAUGUGCAGCCCGCGGAGCCUGAGCCGGAACAGCCCCCUGUGAAAUCUCGUCCUCCCCCGUCCCCAUCACUCACACAGCUGGAGCAGUACAUAUCCAGAUUAGUUCAGCAGUAUCACAGCAGGGCGGCUGCAGAGUUCCCUGGUCAAGGCUCGCAAAAGAACGAUUCGUUUCCAAGCCACAAGGCACCGCAGUUAAGGAGUGGUUCCUCCUCCAGUCUAGGAGGAGGCAGUGUGACCCCAUCCAAAGUACUGGGCAACUCAGCCAGAGUUAGCCUGAGCAGUAUUGGUAAGAAAGCCAGCAGGAAUUCCAUAAAUCUGGGAAACCUUCCAUCCGUGACUGGCGAGGAUUUCAACAUAAGUUUUCAUUUGAACUUGAAUUUGAACUUGAAUCCAGCUCAGAAUAAAAGUCUAAAUAUUGACUCCAAAAAUGCGAAGGAUGUGACGGCAUCGUGUGGGCAUCUCAGCGCCAGCAUUGCCACCCCGACGGCCUCUCCUUCUUCUUCCUCGUCCGCUAUUACUAUCACUCCUAACUGGAGGGGUCGACCACGGAUAUCCACCUGUCCAUCGACAGUGAGCAAUCGUGGGUCAUUGGAGAUUACUGGGAGGACGUUUGGACCACUGGGCUUCUCUCGCUCGCUUGACUGGAGUGGAACUUCGAGAGAGGAGGCAGAGGGGUGUCCUCCAACCAAAGCUGUGGAAAGUCCCCCAAAACUCAGCGAGGACUCAGCUGUGGUCUGUGAGAUAUCGCGUGUUUCUGGGCUCCCCAAGUCUGUAGUGGUGGGACUGAUGGAGGAAGGGGUCGAGUUGGAUGCAGAAUGUUUUACGAGUGAAAGACAGAGAGGGGAGGGGUCGGCUUCUCCUUGUAGUGCACCAACACCCCGCUCAUCAAGAUCCUCACUACAAAUGCCCUGUGGGUCCGAUUACGGUGCUAAGCAUCUGGGCUCACCAGCUCCGAACCACUGGGCAGGAAGCAUGGACCCUGAACAGGACUACAGUUCCCAUCAGCACCACCUACAUGUUACACGCACACCCCAGUCAGGCAGCCCACAUUCUGAGUCCGAGCGCUCCGACCGCACUUCCAACCAUUCUAUGACUGGUACCUCCCCGGUCAUGCCUCUCUCACACACUCAUUCUGACACAGCGUCCUCUCCAGGCUCCGCCUCCCACGCCAGAGUGCAUUCUCCACCUCGGCUUCUCUCCAGUUCGCCCUUCACCCCUGCUCAACUGACAGUGUUUCGUCGCGAUUCCCCAUCCCAGUGUUCCCUCCCCCGCUUCCGACCGUGCGGCUCCCCACUGGAGGGUGCCAUCAGGCCCAGGGGUGGGUCUUUGAGGCAGGAGGCAGGUGCUGGUUGGAGGUCUCAGGAAAGGGGAUGGAGGAGGAGCGGUGAUGGUGAGAGGCUCUACCAAGGCAAGCACGCUUCACGAGAACUGAUUCGCGCAUCAACUGUUAGCAAUUACUCAGGGAGGGACUACAGCAGUGGAUGGGAGGAUGACGUAGGUUCUCAGACUCCGAAAAAGGGGGGCAAAUUCUGGAAAGGGUUUGAGACACGACUGUGGGGAAAAGAGGAGGACGGAGAGAGUGUUCAGAGGGGCGCAUUAGGAGGUCGAAGAAAUGCCUCCUUAAAAGAAACUUCAUCCAAAAAGGGGCAGGAAAAAUUUGAGGGCAAGUCGUCCAAACGGAAAGGAACAAGUUGGGAUGGCCGUAGCUCCAGUCUUCGGCUAUCCAGGAGGGCGCUGUUCCGCAGCGAGUCUCAGGGAAUUCUGGAGCCGCAGUCUCAAAAAAGGGAAGGCUGCCUCCGCAGCAACCUGUGGUCUUCUUCAUUUGAAAUCAGUCGCGAGGGACGCGGUUCGGAACGAAGUCGGAAUCUUGUGAAAAAAGAAGAAAAACACCUUUCUUCCACUGCCAGCCUUUUUCAUCUCUCCCGUUCACAGAGCCUAGAGGGCAGCUGUCAAUCCCUCUCUCCUCUCUCUUCCCCAUCCCUUUCUCCUUCUCCACCUCCGCCAGCCCCGCUGACACGUUCUAGAUCAUUCCGCGACCUUGGGAGAAGAGUUUUUGGCUCGAUGAGAUCCCUUAGUUUAAAAAGUCACAAAUCAAAAAAGUGA